This is a messenger RNA of Papaver somniferum (opium poppy), 2196 nucleotides long. RefSeq lists its product as uncharacterized. Lineage: Eukaryota; Viridiplantae; Streptophyta; Magnoliopsida; Ranunculales; Papaveraceae. The coding region runs from base 1 to 2196 and encodes 731 amino acids. The transcript has 3 exons. Gene Ontology annotation, molecular function: RNA-DNA hybrid ribonuclease activity; nucleic acid binding. The record is from RefSeq and is a predicted model, not a curated record.
AUGAAAAUUUAUGUUAAGGCUCUUCCUGCACCUGCUCCAAAAUCUACUCAUGUUGCACUAACUAAGGUUGCUGCUGCUUCGGAAAAAGGAGAAAGCUCUGGAACUGUUAAGAGGUCAGAACUUAAAGCUGAAGUCAGCCCUGCAUCAAAACCAUAUGUUGUCUCAGUCAGUCUUCAUCAUGUUGGUGCUUUAAGAAGUUUAGGUUCCACUUCUAUUCCUGUGGUGUCUUCUGGUUUUCCUCAUCUUCCUACCGUUUCUUCCUUAACUAUAAAAGAGUCAGCUUCUUCAUAUGUUAAUGAAAAUGUUACACCUUCUACAAAUCUUUUAGCUAUGCCUCCUGCUAUUUCUGCUCCAGUUGAAAGUGGUUUUCAUUUUGAUCCUGCUUCUCUAGCUUAUGUUAGGAAAGGAAAGAGAUCUAGAACUUCUUUUGAGUCUGUUUUUCUGGGCAAUAGCUCUUGUUCAUUUUAUUCCUUUAUGGUGCCUGAUAAGCACGAAACUUCUAUUACUUAUGCUAGAAAUCUUAAGAAGAUUAUUAAUGUUUUUGCUAAGGCUUCAGGACAAGCAAUCAAUUUUAAGAAGUCUGGGUUUAUUGAUAAUGGGAAAAUGCACCAUAAACAUAUUAAACUUAUGUCUAGAACUUUAAAAAUUAAGUUUUUAAGUAAUUAUGAGAAAUAUCUAGGAACCCCCCUUUUUAUAGGUAGAGAUAAAUCUAAAUCCUUUUAUUUUCUAGUUGAGAAUUUUUACUCUAGAUUAAGAUCUUGUAAGAAGACUAACUUGAAAGUUGCUGGUAGGACAGUUGUAACAAAACAUGUUCUUUCGAGUUUAGCUGUUUAUCACAUGUCCUGUUUUCCUUUGCCGAAAAAGAUUACUUCCAAAAUUGAUACAAUACAAAGAACUUUCUGGUGGUCUAAGAAAAAUCUUAAACAUGCAGCUUAUUUUUGUUCAUCGGGUGAUAUAGGUAAGUCUAAACUCUAUGGUGGAUUGCGAAUUAGAAACACAUAUGCUACUAAUAGGGUGUUCAUCUGCAAACUAGGUUGGAGAGUAAUCAGUAAUCCGAAUAACUUGGUAUCUAUUUUUCUGAAAGAUAAGUAUUUUCCUAAUCAGAAUUUGUUGGAGAUUGAUAAAGCUGCGGAUUCCUCUUCCUGGAUUUGGAAAGGGAUUGUUAUUGGAUUAAAUUUUACUAGGGAUAAUGUAGUUACUAAAAUCAAUGACAGUGCUUCCAAUAAGAUUCGGAGUUUUAAUUGGAUUUCGUCUUCUUUUUCUCCUCCAGUUUCUAGUCAUCGUAAUUACUGUAAUUAUACUGUUGUUAGUGAUCUUAUUGAUGUCCAAAACAAUUGUUGGAAUGUUAGUUUACUGUAUGAUUUAUUUUCUCCUGGUGAAGUGAUCAGAAUUAGGACAAUUAGGAUAAAUCUUAAUAAGAGUGAUAGAUUAAUGUGGGCGCAUACUAAAAAUGGUGCCUUUACUAUUAAAUCUGCUUAUAGAAGUUAUAUGAAUGAGAAUAGUGCUUUGGAAGAUGCUAAUUUUUGGAGGAAAGUUUGGUGUCCUUUAUGUCAUGAUCAUGAAGAAACUGUUGUGCAUUUAUUUAUUAAAGGUCCGGUUGUUACUCAUAUAUGGUUUGGGGUCUCUUUCGAACAUUUAAUUAAUACUGAUUUGGAGUGGAUUGAUGAUAUAUUUAUGUUUUGGCAUGAUAUUGGUCUUAGUUUAUCUCCCUUUAAUGUUAAUUGGCCGAGUAUUGGUGCCAUUGUUAUGUGGUGCAUUUGGAAGUUAAGGUGUGAUGUUAGUUUCAGGAAUACUACUAUUGAUAUAAAUAAAGCUGUUAUGGAGACUAAAAAAAUGAUCAACACCUAUAUUGCUCGCCCGUUAAUGAUUAGAAGAGUUAAUAAGGAUAUUAAAGUUCCCAAGUCUGAGGUAGAACAUUUUAUGUUCAUUGAUGGUUCCUUUAAAGAUUAUGAUAUGGGUUUGGGUGUUAUUUGGUGCGAUAUUGCAGGAAGAAUAAGAAUAAUUCGCGCGGACUUUGGGUUGAUUUCAGAUGCAGUUGGUGCUGAAACGGCUGCUCUAAUUUUGGCUAUCUCUUGGGCAAAAAAAAUGAAUCUAUUCAAAAUCAUCAUUGUUAGUGAUUGUGUACAGCUGAUGGAUUUUGUGAAUGGAGGCAGUACUAACAUAGAUUGGAGAAGCAGUGACCUUCUUGAAGACUGA